Molecule: messenger RNA, 1520 nt
Organism: Bactrocera tryoni
Lineage: Eukaryota; Metazoa; Arthropoda; Insecta; Diptera; Tephritidae
Exons: 1
Coding region: 117-1103 (328 amino acids)
Source: RefSeq, a predicted model, not a curated record
UUCAACAAAAACUCUAUUCCACAAUCGAAUGCGGAAUGUCGUAAGUGCGACUACCUACUUGGUGAAACAAAAUCAAAAGUCCAAAGGCAACAUUACGAACGAAGGCAAACAACAAAAUGGAGCGCGAAACCAGAGAAAUGGCGAUUCAAAACAUCAAACUCAUUCAACCAUUUGAUGGUGAUCGAAACUACUUAGCACUCUUUAUUCAAGGGGUCGAGGCGAUCAUGCCACAGUCUCCUGUUAUAUCGGAAGAGACGAAAGUAUUCUAUCUACACUGUGUCAUAAAAAUACUCAGAGGCGCUGCAUUGGACUCGGUUAGGCGAGAGCAACCACCAGAUUGGAUGAUGCUGAGGCUGUUACUUAUAGAUGAAUUCGGAGAACACACGGCAGUUUCAACACUAAUUUUAGAAAUAAGCAAUAUUAAAUUUAAAAACAAUGUUAAGCUACUAUGCGAAGAGAUUAAUUUAGAAGUUUGUAAAGUAAAGGAUGUUAUCAAACUAAAAAAUGAAAUUUGUUCAACUAAAAUAUUUUUGUAUAAUGAAUUAGAUAAGAUAAGUUUGAAAACAUUAAAAAGAGAAUUGCCAAACUAUUUAACUGCGUUAAUAAACGCAAAUCUUGCUACCGACCUUAUAUUAAAAGAAAACGAUGUUUAUGAAAAUAAUAAACAAUUUUCUAAACAAAAAACAAUUCAAAGAACUAACGCAAAUUCGAAACUACCUAAUUAUAUGAAUAACAAUAAUAAUAGUAAUAUAGAAUAUUUUGCAACCAAUACGAAUCAAUUUCCAGUUCGUUCCAAUUACAACACUUUUUCAAAAAAUUACCCAUUGUCCAAUCAAAAUAAUUAUUAUAAAAAUAAACCAUUUUUCAAUGAACAUAGCAAUCAACAAUAUACUUUACAGAAUAAUCAUUUCUCACAAGUUAGGCAUACACCUUUCAAUUCUGCAAACAUUUAUACUAAUAGAAACUUAAAUAAUUUAAAACAAGAUAAAAUUCAUGGGUCAAACCAAUCUCGAUUAAGACGCUUUGGCUAUCCUGAACCAAUGGAACAAGAUGAGGUAAAUUUUCACUUAACAGCCUCGGAAGGCCCCCCACAAUUGAAUUGAAAUUUAAUAAAAAAUAUUAUAAAUUUUUAGUCGACACAGGUUCAUCAGUUAGUUUAAUAAAGCCUGGAAUAUCCAACGAAAAGAUUAUUUAUGUUCAGCCAAUAACAUUAACAACAGCAAUAGGAAAAAUUUGUCUAAAUGAAACCCAAGAAUUGUUUAGCGAUGAACAUAUGAAAAAACUGAAAUUUUUCGUUUAUAAUUUUUCGAAUAACUACGACGGUUUACUUGGUUAUAAUAUACUUAAGCUACUUAAAGCUAAAAUCGAUCUGGAAAAAAAUACGAUACAUAUGAAUGGUGUUCGGUAUAACUUUUUCAAGAAUAAAUCAAAUUCUGUAAAAUUUGAUAAUUGCCUACAAGAAUUAAAUAUGAACGAAAAUCAUAACACUAAAGAUAGUAAACUUAGACUUGAACAUUUAA